Molecule: messenger RNA, 5256 nt
Organism: Dicrocoelium dendriticum
Lineage: Eukaryota; Metazoa; Platyhelminthes; Trematoda; Plagiorchiida; Dicrocoeliidae
Source: the annotation of a GenBank genome assembly
GUGUUUUGUAGGUCAGAGUGCCGGCCAGCUUUUGAAAGGGUUUUUUGUUUUCGUUUGACUGAAAAGGUGGAACUAUAUGUUCGACCCAUAGGAACUAUUAGUCUUUCAACACGAACGCUUUGCACAAGAUGCAACCAACUUUUCUGGAAUCGCUUUGCAUAUAUAUGUCGCAGUUUUUACUUACUAAUUGGAUUUGGUUGGACGCACAAAACCUUGAUAAACCAAUACAAAGCUCCCGUCACUUACUUUCGCAUUCCAAAAGCUAUGUAUUUAACCACUCCGAAGCGUCAAUUCCAGCAAUGGAACAUAUAUCCAGUCUAAUUUUACAACAAGAUCAUUUGAAUGUCACGAGAGUUCACGCUGCAACGAGCGCUUCGGGGACAUCUGAGUCCUCUUGGAAUUUCGGGUCACAACGUAUGUCAAAUGGGCAUUUCAGUUUAAAUCCUUCGCUAUGCAAUAUAACUGCUCAAACGACCGUCGUUAAGCAGAGUGCAAAAUGGUGCUGCUACGUGCAGUUCGGAUCUUUGGAAGACAACCUAAUCAGUGCCAAAUUGAUCAGCCUCAUUAACGGUCGCAUCAGACCAUCGGAAACACCCAGCACCCCAUCUGUAUGCCGGGAACUACCAAACUUUUCCAAAGUUUUGCUACAUUGCGACACGACAAAGCUCCAAUCAAUGAACCAACCCAAACAGAAUGGCAGAGUUAUAGUACAGGAAAAAUCGGCAUGCUGCUUCUGUUUUGACCGGGGCGUGGACCGAAAUUUGUGCUGUUUGUACCGAUUUACACGGCAGCUUACUAGAUCAGGCGAUUCUGGAAUCACAACGGGCAUGCCUGAGACCAAGAAAAUGGAGCGCAAAUGCUUUCAAAGUAACGGAAUACAGGCGCCUAUCGGUUUGCCGACUAGGCCUCGGAUAAAACGAUCAUUCUCAGCCGAUUCAAUUGAGCAAUUCGACCCCCAAAUAGCGCAACCCAGAAACCUCCAAAUUGUUCCAUAUCGGUUUGGAGCCUUCAAUAUUUCUUGGACACCAUCUCCGGAAGCGAAACGAUGGGUUACACACUAUGAGUUGGUUUUGAUACCUUUAGGGCAGCAGUCUACUCAGGAUGAGAUUUCACGCUGCUCGACGUAUUUGAGAAACCACAACGUAACUCCGAACAGUAUCAUGCUGCCAAACAGAAUUUCAACAGAAAUGCAGAUAACCAUAAACGUUACAGCCUCUGCUUCACAGACGAUCGUCGCCGGUCUUCCUCCGGACAGAUUCUAUCGCAUCCUGCUUUUCGCUAUGUCCGGGGAACGUAGGAGUCUCUCAGCAUCUAUGCCGUCUUCUCCCCGUGUUCCGUCUCUUCCACCCCUUACGCCUCCCAAAGAACUUCGUGUUACCUCGAGGGGAACGCAAGAAGCCAAAGUUUCCUGGAAGCCUUCCAAUUAUGCCAACUGCACAGGCGAACUCAUCAAUUACGUGAUCUUCCUAAAUUCAACUAGGCUGCUUGAGCCCAUGAUGAUAAAGUUAGACGGAAACGUCCGAAGCCAUGUUAUUAAAGACCUGAUACCAGGCACUCAUUACACCGUCCAAGUUGCCGCUUCCACCAGGGGAGGAUUAGGAGUACCAACGGAACCCGUCCAUUUCCGUACAGGGGGAGAACUACCUGAAAUAGAACUGGAUGACAAUGAAGAUGGAAGCAAACCUUUUCUUCCUGAUGAAUUAGAUGAGGCUACUACCUUACUUGACUCUUUUGAAGACGAUGAAUCCGUCCGAUCCCGCUGGACCACCGUCAGGUUGGACAACCGUGUGCAUCCACAGUUAUUUUUGAUUCCCGCGAAGAUACAAAACUUACGCGCUACAUCAGAUGCGACAUCCAUUCACUUGAAGUGGUCGGUUGCAUUAAGGAGGAUCAAACCGAAUUUGGAAUUCGAGCUGCUGCGUCUAUCUGCUGAUGAGAUUGGAACCACGCAAACAAAAGGCCAGCCACUACGUGUACACUUGGCCACUGCGGAGAAUACAGAGGAACAAGUUGGAUACUUGCCACCCGGAACAAAAUACAUCAUUCGAUGGGGCGACUUACACCCUGGCCCGGCGGAAGAUGUCGUAUCAGGCGACCAAACGGAAUAUUUAAUCCGUAAUCUAAGACCAGGAACUAUUUACUACAUACGCGUUAUCGCUGUGACUCGUCUUGGCGACGGACCUGCGGCGUACACUGUCGCAAUGACGCAUAACUUGGACGCAGGCGAUCCUAAAUUAACUACCAUUGAAACUGUCAUACCAAUGAACCUCGUCGUCCUAACUGUUGGUCCCACUUGGGCUCGAGUGGGAUGGGAGUUACCGGAGCAGCCGAGCAGUCUUACUAGUCAGUCGCUUCGGUUUCAGUUGAAAUACUAUCCAAUAAAUGAAGACCGUUCACGUCAGAUUCCCCUACAUCUAGCGAGUUCAGACCGUGUAGUUUCGACUGUCAACGUGACAAUUCCAUGGACGGAGCAAGUGGCUAAGCAACCACGGCAGUUCAAGACUAUGCUUCGCGGUUUGAAACCAGCCACUCAAUAUGAAUUCGGGGUAUGCUUACUACAAGAUCCUGUGAGUACAUCAGCAUGGCGUCGCUCAAAAGUACCCCUAGAGGAUUCGUGCUGGAGUAUGGUGCAGGGUUUUGAGACAAUUGGCCAAACUCCGGCUGACGCACCUCGGAAUGUCCAUGUGUCCGUUUCUGGAGUUAAUUCCACUCUAAAGCCCCCCGAACCUACGACAAAUCAAAUGACCUCCGUAAUAGCUCAUCCCUAUGCAUCAGAAAGAAAUGGGCAAAAUUCACAUGGUGUCAGGGUGCACUGGGAUCCGCCUUCACAGCCAAACGGAAAUAUCCUGGCCUACAUCAUCUACUGGACCACUAGUCGGCAGAAGCCAAUCAUGGAAUGGUUGGAACAUACGUCACAAGGAACUACGCGGCAAGCUGAUCUGGUUAGGUUAGAACCGAAUCAGGUAUAUUUUCUCCGAAUGAUUGCACGAAACCGACAUGGAGACUCCCCAUUUUCCAAAGUGGUCGCAUUUAGAACAGCUGAUGUUUAUGGACGGGGUGGAGGAAUGAUCAGACUCUCUAAGGAAUACCACGACCCACGAGAAAUCAAUGAGCCACUGGACCAAAUACUCGAUGACUCACAUUUCAAGUAUGAUUCGGAGGUAAAAGGCGGCGCAAAUGAAAACAAAACAGAUGCCUUCGCUAAGGAGCAAUUUCGAUGGAUCAUCGUUGGCUGUGUUCUUGGUGCAACAGUGGUGAUUCUGCUAAUAGCCACCGCUGUACUUUUCCGAAGAUGGCGUAAACUCCGACACUCUUUGGGCAUAGUGAAAAAGUUCCAAGUGAAACCACAGUACAUAACAUCAUAUCCCAAUGUGACUGGAUCCCAGGCCAAUCCCUACCCAAACCACCCCAAUUUAAGCGCUAACAAUAUGUGUGUAGGUGGCUACAAUCUGUCUGGAAGCCUUGCAGGUGCCUCACACAUCGGUCCAACGGGUGCCCACACAUCUUCGGACGUGUCCAGUGGUCAUCAGCCAGUACACAACUGCCCGAAGCAGAACUUAAUGCCCACUCAAUUCGGGUGUCUGGAGCAUUGUGUUCCAGGGCGAUCUGUCUCACAUUGUACUCAUCCCUCUCCACCAAUGACCCAACUGACCUGCUCGUGUAGAAGCAAUGUUGAUGGCGGACCAUCAAAUUUCUGGGGUUCCCCUCCCGGUUUCGUUGCUUCUUGCGUGGAAGACAGACAGUCCACUCCCGCCGGUAGUGAGAAUGGAGGCGCGGGAUCUUUCACCGGUGGUUCGGGUCAAAUGGAAAUUCUCGGCAGAAAUUCCUCCAAAAGGAUGUGUGAUCCCCCGGGGUGCUUUGGCCACGGACCAGAAAAAUCUGACGGUUAUAAAUGUCCAAAUUCCGUGAGUUGUUCCAACUGUGGUGACUGGAAUCAAAGUGCCAACGAAAACUCUGCCCGGACUAUGACAAUGUCUUUUCUUGCAAACAGUCAACAUCCAGUCAGCCGAGCCCAUUCAGACCGCUGCGAUGCAGGGCAUUGCAAACCUAACUACUUCGUAACAUCUCAAGCGAACCAAUACCCGGUGGGAAAUUAUCCCGAUGGGCACGGUGACUGCUCCCCAGACUGCGGUGCUAUGCAGCGCCACCACAAUUCAAACAUGACUGGUGGAUUCACAGGAAGUGGUAGUCUCAUCGAGGAUGAAGCAAUCGCAUCUUCACCCGCGAGUAGUUCAGCCGGUCCGUUCUACACAUCCACUCCUCCGAAUCAAGGAAAUACACGCAUAAAAUGGGACAGUGUACUCCAUCCUCACCAGAUGAACCACUGUCACGCGGGGAAAGGAGAUAUCUCCCUGACGCCUUGUAACUUUGGCCAAUCGAGAACACACAUUCGGUUCUAUGAUGGUCAAAGAGAUCGCAAAGUGUCAUCCACCCGGUGUCACACAGACCGUGGACCAUUUGGCAUGGCAACUCAAGAGGGUAACAAUGUACUGAGCUCCGAUUACGCUUCCCAACAGAGCAGCCUAAGUAACAAGUCCAGUGCUUCUAGUGCUACGGGUCACAGAUGUUCUCCGGAGCGACCCCCAUCAGAAACGCGUGCGGCGCAGGUAGGACUUUCCUUUGCUCUGGACCGCGUUCCAACGCCUGAGCCGACCCCCCGACCAGCACCUUUCAGUCGCUUAGCAGCUGGUAUUUUUAACCAGCAGCAAUCUCUUUUACAGACUAUGCCUUCGGUAGACAACUCUGCCAUAUCUCCUUCAAUUCUGAAAAAAGCAAAAUUCUUGACUACUCCUAGUAUCAUGGAAGCGAACAAGGAUGAUGAUACUCUCGAUCUCAAGAAUCCUUCGGAGUUCUUAUAUGUUGCUUCUGGAAAAGAACUUUCACGCGAAUACAGUGCGGAAGAGCUGAGUCAAGAGAUGGCCAACUUGGAAGGGCUGAUGAAAGAUCUCAACAAAAUCACCCAAUGUCAAUUCGACUGCUGAGGUACUCUUUAAACAGAUGAAGUAUUGACUGCAUAUAACUUUUCCUGCCGGCCAUAAAAGAAAGAAUUUAGCUUAAUGUUCUAUGUGAUAUGGCAGGACGAAAAGCGUAUCCGAUUCCGAGUUGUUUCAUUUCCUCUCUGUUCACAGCUGCUAUGAACACAAUCUUAAAACUUCCAGAACCCCUUUAUGUACAGUGCUGUCUAAUUUUUAAUUUCUUACUUGCUAUCGCUGCCGCUGCCUAGCUUCAAACACGCUCGCCUAUGUCACCAUUUUU